AUGCUGUCGUCGUUCAACCCAUUCAACUCGGUGACAGGGAGGAACGCCUUUACCCUAUUUGACGUCCGCCUUGACAAUGACUUCAUUGUCUUUCGUGGGAAUGAGCAUGAGUCCUCUGGCCAAUUGUUGAAGGGCAUGGUUGUCUUGUGUUUGCCGUCGUCCCUGAAGAUCGAGGAUGUCCACCUCAGAUUAACUGGUACUAUGAGAUUAACGGUAAUGCAGGUGGAGCGACUUGAGACCGACAGCCACAGGCGCAUCGAAUCAGAAAGUCGACAAGACAACAAGACAACAACAAUCCUCACCCACAGAUGGCGGCCGUUCGCAGGUAUAGGUGCGCCGGACCCGUCAUCUGGCCUACCAGCCACAAAGGGUGUCACGCUUGCUGCAGGGAACUAUGAAUGGCCUUUCGAGUUUAUGUUGCCUGGAGACACAUGUGAAAGCGUGGAGGGUAUGCCCGAGGCAAGCAUCACAUACAAGCUAAAGGCAACUGUGGCAAGAGGAAAGCUGUCCUACGACUUGCAUGCCUACAAGCGAUUGCGGGUUAUACGGACACUCGACUCCUCGGCACUCGAAUUCCACCAUGCUAUGAGUGUGGAGAAUAUCUGGCCGAAUAAGGUGGAAUACUCGAUUGUGGUGCCGCAGAAGGCUGUGGUUUUCGGCAGCUCUAUACCGUUGGAGACGAGGUUUACACCGUUGUUGAAGGGGCUGGACAUGGGCGACAUCAAGAUUAAGUUGGUCGAAGUUCACGACAUCAUACUGCGAGGGGCGGCCGGGCACACCUUGAGGCACCACAAGAAGGAGAGGGAAGUCGCUCAUUGGACCUUGACGAUGAACCGUGAGGAACAUUGGCGUGAUAUGAUUGAAGACACCGGCCAAGAAGGCUGGGUUUUGGAUGCAGCUCUCGACUUGCCCAGGAGGCUCGGCAAGUGUGUGCAAGAUGUCAAUGCUCACGGGAUCAAAGUUCGACACAAGCUCAAGUUGGUUGUGGCAUUGAAGAAUCCCGAUGGCCAUAUCUCAGAGCUCCGGGCAACUCUCCCGGUUACCAUAUUCAUCUCGCCAACCAUGCCCUUGGACGAGGAAGGGAACCUUGUCCGUCAGUUACCGCCAGGAAGGACGCCCGAGUCGACCAACGCCAUAAUUGCCCCGCCGGGAUAUGGAGAGCAUGUCCUUGACGAGCUCUACGACGAUGUCGACGCCAGUGGAAUGCAGACGCCAGGCGUUCAAUCGGGGGUAAACAGCCCGUUCUACGCCCACUCUCAUGCAGGCUCUGCCGAGAACCUGGCAGCAGCGCUGUCCAGUACGGCUGUUCCGCCAGCGGCUCUCUCGUCUAGGUUACAGAGCAUGUCGCUAGAGUCAUCGCACCGCAACAUCUCGCUGCAUUCCAGGGCUUCGGGCUCUGGAGGAGCCACGCCCCUUCAUGCCAACGAGACCAGUCAUUCAUCGUCACAAUCACACUCGGCGCCACUAUCGCGCCGGGCCAGUGGCGAGCACUCAUCAGGGUCCAAUACCCCCGAGCACGUCGAUUUCCCCGACCUUACCGAGCUGAGCAAAGUCCCGAGCUACCAGACAGCGGUGAGGACUCCCGUCCGCCCACUACAGAUCGCCCAGGGUUCCGCACUGCCCAAUUACGAGACCGCAAUGAGCGCUCCGGGGUCUCCUAUCCUCUCUCAUACCCCGGUUGCGGACGUUCUGGCCAUGAUUCCCGAGGUGUCAAACGAACACCGAGAGCCCAGUCUAGGUGAACCCAGGCCGACUACAGGGAGAAGACGGCAGUCGUCACUCGGCCUUUCAGCGUAUGCGGGUGACAUGGACGAACGGAGACGGCUAAUAAUACUACGGGCGCGAGAGCGUUGA
Messenger RNA from Phialemonium atrogriseum, 1854 nucleotides. RefSeq lists its product as uncharacterized. The transcript is spliced from 3 exons. The record is from RefSeq and is a predicted model, not a curated record. Lineage: Eukaryota; Fungi; Ascomycota; Sordariomycetes; Cephalothecales; Cephalothecaceae. Gene Ontology annotation, biological process: ubiquitin-dependent endocytosis. Gene Ontology annotation, molecular function: ubiquitin protein ligase binding; protein-macromolecule adaptor activity. The coding region runs from base 1 to 1854 and encodes 617 amino acids. Gene Ontology annotation, cellular component: cytoplasm; cytosol; plasma membrane.